AUGGGCCCAAUCGAACAUCCCCAGUCCGCCUUGUUGCAGAGGUCAACCACCAAGCAAUAUCCUGAAGCGGUCUCCGGAGAUGGUGUGUACAUCAUCCAGGAGGAUGGAACUCGCAUUCUGGACGGCUGUUCCGGGGCCGCAAUAUCAUGUCUCGGGCACAGUGAGCAAGUCGUGAUCGAUGCCAUCGUGGAGCAAGCCAGGAAGUUGUCGUUCGUGCACGGGUCAUUCUUCACGAAUAGGCCGGCCGAAGAACUGGCACAACAUUUCAUCAGCCUCAGCGAUGGCGCAUUUUCGAAAGCAGUCUUCCUGAGCUCGGGUUCGGAGGCUAUUGAAACGGCGAUAAAACUGGCCAGACAUUACCACCUCUGUAAACAACAACCGAAACGAACGAAAUACAUUGCCCGUUACGGCUCGUACCACGGAAACACCAUCGGAGCCUUGUCAGCCAGUUUCAAUCCAGUGCGGCGUGAACCCUUCGAACCGAUUCUGUCGCCAGUGUUCCGCCAUGCGAGUGCUUGCCACUACUCACGCGAUGGGCUACCAGGAGAAAGGGAGGACGAUUAUGUUGACCAGUUGGCCUUGGAAAUGGAACAGCUGUUUAUCGAGGAAGGCCCAAGUACGGUUGCCGCUGUCAUCGUCGAGCCGGUUGUUGGUGCCACCCUCGGAGCCGUUCCAGCCGCGAAAGGGUACCUCCGUCGACUGAGACAGCUCUGCGAUCGCUACGGAAGUUUGCUCAUCUUCGAUGAGGUAAUGUGCGGCUUGGGACGAGUCGGCACUACCCACGCAUGGCAGUCUCUCGGCGGAGUGCAACCUGACCUGCAGACCAUCGGCAAAGGUCUAGCUGCCGGCUACCAGCCAAUCUCUGGAGUCCUGAUCAGUCCUACUGUCGCCGAUCAGCUGGAGCAGUCCUCGAAAGCCAAUGCUUUCCGGACAAUAGACAAGCGGGAUCUCCUCGGUAAUGUGAGGAGAGUUGGAGAAUUGCUUGAAGCCCAGCUUCGCUCAAGAGUGCCGUGCGUGGGCGAGGUUCGGGGUAUGGGCUUGUUUUUGGGGGUGGAACUUGCUGGACCGAUGGCAUCGAGAGUCACCGAUGCAUGCUUGGAGCGAGGUGCAGCGGUAUAUUUGUGCUCGCCGGUGGUGAAUGCUAUCAUAUUGGCACCGCCGUUCAUUCUCACGCCGGAGGAGGCGCACGACCUGGUCGAGAUGAUACGGGAAGCUGUGCUUGCGGUGUCAAGUAAUGACAAUGUCAAUGCUUGA
Messenger RNA from Saxophila tyrrhenica, 1254 nucleotides. RefSeq lists its product as uncharacterized. Gene Ontology annotation, molecular function: pyridoxal phosphate binding; transaminase activity. NCBI's taxonomy places the organism in Eukaryota, Fungi, Ascomycota, Dothideomycetes, Mycosphaerellales, Extremaceae. Gene Ontology annotation, cellular component: cytosol. Bases 1 to 1254 code for a protein of 417 amino acids. The transcript is spliced from 2 exons. The record is from RefSeq and is a predicted model, not a curated record.